Messenger RNA from Neofelis nebulosa (Clouded leopard), 1022 nucleotides. RefSeq names its product chromosome 17 C19orf81 homolog (gene C17H19orf81). The record is from RefSeq and is a predicted model, not a curated record. Bases 270 to 1022 code for a protein of 250 amino acids. Lineage: Eukaryota; Metazoa; Chordata; Mammalia; Carnivora; Felidae. The transcript is spliced from 5 exons.
GCGGGAAGAGGGCAGGGAAAUCAAGGGAAAGAGUGGAGGAGAGGUGGGGAGAGAUCAGGGGGAAGAGAUGGGGAGAGAGUAAAAGCGGGAGGGUGGUGGAGACAUGGGGAGAGAAAGAGGACCGGGGAGGGAGAGAGGCGGGGAGAGGCAGAGUCCCAAGGAGAUCUGGAGAGACAGAGGAAGACACGGGAAAGUGGCAGAGAAGGAACUGGGGCACACAGCAUUUGGAACUCGUUGGGUUCCCAGAGGUUAGGGGAAUCCACAUUCCUAUGUGGUCUCAGCCUUCCAGUUCUUCCAUGGUUUUCCCCCGGGGCUUCAAAGAGAAGAAGGAGGAGGCGGCCGUGGAGAGAAGGAGCUGGAGAGGGUGGGCGAGUCAGGGUUCUUCUCCCCAUCCUCCUGAGACAUCCCUCACCCGCCUUCCCAGGAUGCUGCAAGAGGUGGAGACCCUGUGCUCCUCCACCACCGGCAACCCCAGCAUGCACAGGGAGGCAGGAGCCCUCCUUGUGGACAUGGAGACCCUAGAGGAGACGCAGACUCGGAGCCUGGGCAGGCCUGUCAGAUCCUCGAAGCAGUACCUGCGUCAGGUCAUUGCAGAAUACGAGGCGCUGGACCGAGAGCUACCAUGCCUCCGGAGGUUUCCCACACCGCCCGCUGCCCAGCCUCUCUGUCUGUGCAUGGAGACCUCGCCAGAGGAGGACUUUACCCAUCUGGAGGUGCUGGAGGCUCUGGAGGCCGAGUUACCCGGAGCCAUGGAGAGCGGGCGCGUGACCAGUAUCCGUUUUGAAAAUACGAACGUCAUCUGUGGGACGGCGGGGUGCCGGGACAGGUGGCUCAUCACGGUCGCGGACUUCCAGACUCGCUCGCGUCUGCUGCGCUGCGGCCUCCGCCUCCGCGGGCUCGGGCACCCGCUGGUGCGCCACGACGAGCUGCUGCUGGCCGAUUACCGCCUGCACCUGCGCCGCUCCCUGGUCCGGCGGCGCAUGCUCGAGGCCCUGGGGGCGGAGCCGACCGCGGAAGUCUAA